CUUCCCUUAAACCCUCCUCCUUGAUCCUCCACAUGUGCCUCUCUCUUUUUGGUGUAAGAAACCAUGGCCUUCUUUAACACCAUCCUCCUCCUCCUCCUCCUCUCACUCUUCCUUCUUCUCCCUGUCCCCUCUCUCUCUUCCCCACUCUCUCUCUCCUCCUCGUCGUCGUCCUCCUCCUCCUCCAUUCAUGACCUGCUUCGCUCAAAAGGCUUGCCGGCCGGACUCUUGCCCGAUGAUGUCAAAUCCUACAAGUUGUCGGAAAACGGCUUAUUGGAGGUUUUUCUCGACGGGCCUUGCUUGACGAAAUACGAGAACAGAGUAUUCUUUGACAGCGUCGUGAGAGCUAAUCUCACGUAUGGUAGUCUCAUCGGAGUCGAAGGUCUGUCUCAGGAAGAGCUAUUUCUAUGGCUUCCCGUCAAGGAUAUCAUCGUCGAUGACCCCACAUCUGGGUUGAUACUGUUCGACAUUGGGGUCGCUCACAAGCAGCUCUCUCUCUCACUCUUCGAAGAUCCGCCUCACUGCAAGCCCCAAGGUGGUUUGAAACUGAAGAAGCAUGUGAGGAAGGAGAGAGGAUUCGAGGCUAUGAGAUAGAAAACAAAUAAAGAAAAAACAGAGAGAUGCCACCCUGUUUUCAACAGGGCUUUCCUUAUUAUUGUAUUUUUCUCUGUCAUCAUGUUCAUAUUUAUAUAUAUAAAUAUAUAAAUGUUUUUAUAUGAUCUUAAUUAGCUCUGCAAUUAUAGUCAUAUGAGUAGGCUUUUCUAGAGUUAGAGAGGUUUGUUUGGUGAGAGGGAGAGGGAGAGAUUGUAAAGAAAAGAAUUGGUGGGGAAGAUGAUGAAGAACCUGGGAAUUGAAUCUGCUUUGUCAUAAUCAUCAAAUUUAUAACUUCUAAAUCUUCCAACUUUUUUUCUUUUGCUUGUUC
Messenger RNA from Neltuma alba, 919 nucleotides. RefSeq lists its product as uncharacterized. Lineage: Eukaryota; Viridiplantae; Streptophyta; Magnoliopsida; Fabales; Fabaceae. The record is from RefSeq and is a predicted model, not a curated record. Bases 64 to 591 code for a protein of 175 amino acids. The transcript is spliced from 2 exons.